Aureobasidium vineae is the source of this 3441-nucleotide messenger RNA. NCBI's taxonomy places the organism in Eukaryota, Fungi, Ascomycota, Dothideomycetes, Dothideales, Saccotheciaceae. The record is from the annotation of a GenBank genome assembly.
AUGCUGAAGGCUCCGAUCAAGCAAACAGCCGGGGACACGAUUGCCACUCUGUCCUCGCGCCUGUCGUCGGCAACUCUUCUCGAAGACAGACGUGCUGCCAUCCUCGGCCUCCGCUCCUUCGCCAAACAAUAUCCCGCUUCGGUCGCCAGUGGCUCUCUUCGCGACUUGAUUGCUGUUCUCCGCACCGAUGGCCUUGGUCUGACAAAAGAUGGAGAGGGCGAUGUCGACACGGUGCGUCUGGUCCUUGAGACGCUUCUCAUGCUGUUCGAGCCCGACCGCGAGAGCGCCGAGGCCAGCGAAGACAUUGCCCUGUGGUUGGCCGACGAGUUCAGUCAGCGUCAAGACAACAUCACUAUUCUGCUAGACCUCCUCGAUCAGCCCGACUACUACGCUCGCAUCUACUCCAUCCAGCUCCUUACUGCCAUCUCAGCCUCCAGACCCGAGAGAACUCAGGAGUGUAUCCUCCAGGCCCCACUUGGAACAGCCAGAUUGGUCGGCGUCCUGGAUGACGGAAGAGACGCUGUGCGAAAUGCUGCCCUCCUGCUUCUGGUCGAUCUGACCAACGUGUCGCAAACUGAGCUGCAGAAGCUCAUUGCUUUUGAAGACGCUUUCCAACGCACCUUCAACCUCGUCCAGUCUGAAGGCGGCCUGUCAGAAGGAGGCAUAGUAGCUCAGGACUGUCUCUCAUUGCUUGCCAACCUCAUCCGACACAGCCACUCCAACCAGGCCCUGUUCCGCGAAUCUGGCUGCAUCCCACGUCUGAUCGAGUUGGUCAAGCAGGCUUCGACCGUGCCAGAGGAAGAGAAUGAGUUCAGCCGCAGCGACCGCGAAAAGAAUGCUUGGGGCUUGCUCGCCGUCCUGCGUCUCUUCCUCGAACGAGGAGAGUUGGGCACCAAGCAAAACCAGGAUGUCUUCUGGCGUAGUGGCGUACUGCACCUCGUCUUGACUCUAGCUUUUGAUGAGAGAGCUGCUCCACACAUCCGUAUGAGUGCUCUGAUGACUUGCGCCGAUGCCAUCAUCUUCAAUGCUCCACUGCAAGAAGCCUUUGCUUCAUUUCAAGUACCUGUCACUCCGGAAACUCCUGCUCCUGUGAACGGUGUUGCAACAAAAUCCCAACCGAAGACCAUGUAUGUCAUUGAAGCUUUGCUCAACCUCGUGCUGUCCGCUUCCGCAUCCCGCACAUUGGAUCUGCGUUCAGCUGGUUGCUCUCUCAUCAAGGCCUAUUUUCACGGCCACGAUCGCAUCAAGCUGCACUUCCUACAAAGGGCUAUUGCAGGAUACACAGAGGGCGAGGAGGAGGACAUCAACAUCCUCAGCACCCUCCUUAACGGUCCUCAGCUCGGUCCUGCCACUCCUGAUCCACCUCGAUUCGCCUUCGCUAGCGACAUCACAUGCCAACUCCUGUUCAACUUGCAAGACGCCAAGUCCAUGCUCAUGAGCGUGUCUGAAGGUGAUGCUGACAAAGGGGAAGAUGUCAUUACAGCUAUCCAAACACUCUCAGGUCACCUUUUGUCCUCUUUGCAAAACGACCUCGAUCCACAACUUUCCAUAUCAUACCUGAAUCUGCUCGUUACCUUCCUCUUCGACGAACCUGCUGCUGUCAACGACUGCCUGGCAGAAGGCUCCUCUCUCAUGGGUGUCUUGAUCGAUAAUGCGCUUCUUACUGCCAACUCGCAAGUUGCCGCGGAUCCCAUCAAGUCUCUGUUACCUGGUCUCUCUGCAAUCUUGCUUGGAACCAUCUACGAGUUCAGUACCAAAGAUAGUCCCAUUCCUCGGCGGACACUACAUCCACUGUUGACCUCCAAACUUGGCCGACAAAAGUACUUUGAUGCUCUGAUGCAGUUCCGUCAAAACCCCAUCAUCCGCGAUUCCGAAUUCAUCCCACCUGAGAUUGAAGGUGCCGCCAUCUUGUUUGACAACGAAUUCGUGGAUUGGUUCAAGGACGAAUACGGUCGUCUCAAGCGAGUGAUUGAUCGCGAACCCGGCAUUGAGGUUGUUCGCCCCUCAGAUGUCGGUGUGGAUCGCGACGUGCUAGACGACUUGCGAGAGAAAAUCAAAGCACGAGAUGAAAGAUUACAGCAAAUUGAGCAAGAUGAUCUGGCCGCUAAGCAAAAGUCAGAUCAAGCCGAAGCAGAAUACCGCCACCAGUUGCAAAGUCUGCAAUCUUCGCAACGAUCCAUGGAAGCCGAAGUUGAGCGCGUUAAGCGUAUCAACGAAGCUCUGCAACGCGAUCAUGAUGUUGAGCUCCAACGAGUUUCUGGAGAAUUACGCAGUCAACUCGCGCAAUUUCAACUCGAGAGCCGGAACAAUCUACAAACGCUCCGCGAUCAGCACAAACAGGAGUUAGAACGUUUCAAGGGACAACAUGGUGCUACACUAGCAAGCGAGCGUUCUCUAUGGGAAGACAAGGCACGCAAGGCUGCUGAACAAGCCACUCGUGAUCAACGAGCCGCUAUCGACAAGGCCGCAGAAGAGCAUCGUAAAGCUACCGAGCAAGCCGCAGAAGAGCAACGGAUGCGUACCGACCAAGUCACUUCUGAGCAUCGCAAAGCCUUGGACGAUCUCAACGCCACUGUUCAACAGAAGGAGAAGACCAUCAAGGAGAACGAGACCGCUAUCUCAGACCAUGCUCGCAGCGAGAAGAUCCUCAAGCAAGAACAUUCUGCUACAACAGCUACUCUUGAGAAGCUUCGUUCAGAGUUUGACGCAAGCAAGUCUGACAGAGCCAAGCUGGAGAAGGAACUAGAGACAACAAAAACCCUGCAGAAGGAUCUGCAACAAGUCAAUACCAAAGCUAUGGCUCGUGUCAAGACACUCGAGGAAGAAGCCAAGGUUCGAGAAACCAAGAUUCAAACCCUUACCUCGGACAUUUCUUCCUUGCAAUCAGAGCUUAGCGCGAAGCAACAGAAAAUCUCCGAGCUUGAGCAAGAGAUUUCAGGUCUCAAGCUGGAACUCGAGGGUGAGCGAAAGGGAUACAACGACCUGGAAACCGAACUCAACGAUUUCAAGACCGUCCACAGCAAACUCGAGACCUCGAACAAGGACCUCGAGAAGCAGAUCACCGAAUCCAAAUCAAAGCCCGCGCCUCCCGACAACUCAGACAAGCUCAAAGCACUGGAAAAGGAACUGGCAGAUACCAAGAAGGAACUCAGCACUGCCUCCUCAAACUCCAAGAACAAGAAAACUUCCGAUGACACAGCCGCCAAACUUGAGAAACAGUUGGAGGCACAGAAGAAGGAGGUUGAGAAGGAGAAGGAAGAAGCCAGUAAAGCGAGAACAGAACUUGAGGAUAUGUUGAUGGUGCUUGCAGAUCUCGAAGAUAAAGCCAAGGGGUACAGAGAGAAGUUGAGGAAGCAUGGGGAGGAGGUCAGUGAGGACGAAGACGACGACGACGAUGAGGACGAUGAUGAGGACGACGAUGACGACGAAGAGGAAGAGUAG